AUGAAUUUAUUUAUUCAGCAUACAACUGUAUCAUUAUCGAUUAAUGUAAAUGCUGUAAGUGGCGUGCGUGUUGAUAUGGAAACAAUAUUUAAUGAGCUUGUAUCGGAAGAUAAAGAUGAUAUGCCAACAACCUGCAGACUAAAUAAAGACAAAUGUGAAGCUGCAGAAGAUGAUCGAGAAUGUGAACGACGAAACAGUAAUCGUCAUCGACGUGAAAAAGAUAAUCAAACAGAUCGAUCAAGUACUUCAAAUGCUGACGAAGAACGUGAAGAAACGGCUGUCAAGGAAUGA
This is a messenger RNA of Rotaria sp. Silwood1, 291 nucleotides long. NCBI's taxonomy places the organism in Eukaryota, Metazoa, Rotifera, Eurotatoria, Philodinida, Philodinidae. The record is from the annotation of a GenBank genome assembly.